CAAAGGAUACAUAUUUGGUUCUGCUUUGUUUUGCUUUGGUUUUACUUUCUUUGGAUUGUGAUUGUUUUGACUGCCAGAUGGGUUUCCAAAGUCUCUUUGUUCUGGUGUUUUGGUUGUCAGCUGGGCUGAAGCACUCUGAUUUCAGCAUACUGACAAGCCCCCUUCUUCUCUAUCCAUUUGAUUCCUCCCAGAUGAAGGCAAAUGAGGGACGAGAACUAGAAAACCACACUCUUCUGAUGGGAUUUGUACUCUCUGGAUUGUCCAGCCACCCAGAAAUGCAGAACUUGGUGUUCUUCAUAUUCUGCUUGAUUUACACCUUCAGCAUUGCUGGGAACCUUCUCAUCUUCCUGGUCACGUUGCAUCCCACCCUCCAUAUGCCCAUGUACUUCUUCCUCCGGGUCCUGUCCUUCCUGGAUAUUUCCACAGCAUCCAUAGUUGUCCCCAAGAUGCUGGUAAACUUCCAGUCAGAGGACAGGAAAAUUUCCUAUGUGGGCUGUGCCACGCAACUCUACUUUGUGAUUUUCUUGGCGGCCACUGAAUGCUAUAUUUUGGCAGCUAUGGCCUAUGAUCGCUACGUGGCCAUAUGCAACCCCCUUAGGUACACCAUCAUCAUGAACAGAAGAGCUAGUCUUUUUCUAGUCCUGCUGUCAUAUUGCAGUGGGAAUGUAGUGUCUGUUGUGCAGACAGCUUGGGUGUUCACUCUGCCAUUUUGUGGACCCAAUAAGAUUAACUACUUCUUCUGUGAUAUCCCUCCACUCAUUAUGCUCUCCUGCACUGACACCUCCUUGUAUGAAAAGCAGAUUGUUACAGCCACAGUGCUGGUCAUCUUUACACCCUUUUGUCUCAUCCUGGUAUCUUAUGCCUGCAUCAUCUCCAGCAUCCUCAAGAUUUCCUCUGCAGAGGGCAGACGCAAGACCUUCUCCACCUGUUCUUCACAUCUAAUUGUUGUAACGCUUUACUAUGGCAGCGGGACCUUGAUUUACUUACGGCCCAAGUCCAGUAAUUCACAGGACACUAAGAAAGUCUUAUCUCUCAUAUAUACAGCUAUAAUCCCCACACUAAACCCCCUGAUUUACAGUCUGAGGAAUAAGGAAGUGAAAGCUGUGAUAAUCAGAAUUUUAGCUUACCUGAGGAAGAUAUAA
Molecule: messenger RNA, 1142 nt
Organism: Coturnix japonica (Japanese quail)
Lineage: Eukaryota; Metazoa; Chordata; Aves; Galliformes; Phasianidae
Product: olfactory receptor 10A7-like
Biological process (GO): G protein-coupled receptor signaling pathway
Cellular component (GO): membrane
Molecular function (GO): G protein-coupled receptor activity; olfactory receptor activity
Source: RefSeq, a predicted model, not a curated record